AUGCGGAUUGUUGAAGCAAUUUUACUUGUAUGGCAUAAAGAAUACAACUCAUCACCACCUUUUGCGAAAAAAAAUGAUAGUGAGGAAUGGGAAGUGAGCCGGUCGCGGGUUCAUCUGGGAGCUUUGAUCGGCAGCGGAGCCUUCGGUAGAGUACACGCUGCGUUAUUAGACAUGCCCGGAGGAGAGACAUUAACAGUAGCGGCUAAGAUGUUAUCUGAUAACGCGACAGAGGAAGAAAUGCAGGAUUUUCUUCGGGAGAUCGCUAUGCUAAUGCAUGUGGGGUAUCAUAAGCACGUUAUAAGGCUUAUAGCAUGUUGCACACGACAGACACCCCUCAUUGCCUUACUGGAACACGCCCCUAGAGGAGAUCUGUUGACUUUACUCCGAUCAGCAAGAAACAAGAGAUAUGAUACACGAAAAACAUACGAGUCAAACUCGGAGUCAGGAGUAAAUGGACGUCCAUCAGAAGCUGAUACUGAAUAUACAAAUAUUAGUGAUUCGGACCCGCCCAUACACUAUGAGAAUUCUGAUGGCAAGUUAUAUACCGAAACGGAUUUAGAAAAAACGAAAGAUCACUACGUAGCUGAACCAGCACUGCAUCUUGAUAGUUCUACAAUGAGAGACUAUGCUUUACAAGUAGCGUUGGGCAUGAGACAUCUUGAAGAAAGAGGGAUCAUUCAUAGGGACCUAGCGGCCCGUAACAUCUUGGUGGACGGGGCAGGUGUUCUUAAAGUGGCUGACUUCGGCCUCUCCAGAUCUGGCGUGUACGUCCACACACGCUUGAAACCUGUUCCAUUGAGAUGGCUGGCUCCAGAAGCGAUCUAUAGCUCGAAGUACUGCAGCGCCAGCGAUGUAUGGGCAUUCGCUGUACUUCUAUGGGAGAUAGCCACUUUGGGUGGUUUCCCUUAUGCUGAAUUAAGCAAUCACCAAGUUCCGCAAUUCUUGUCAAACGGAGGACGUCUUCCGAGGCCAGCCCGCGCCUCCCCACGUCUGUACCAGCUCAUGACCGAAUGCUGGUCGGACAAAUUAGAAGACCGGCCUACAUUUGCCCAAAUAGUUGACAAGCUGACCGUCCAACAACAACUCUACGUAGAUCUUGACUGUGUUUUUCCUCCUUUUGAAGACAAUUUUACAUCUCUUAAGGAUUAUACCUUCACCGACGAACCCGUCCGGUGA
Danaus chrysippus (African queen) is the source of this 1176-nucleotide messenger RNA. The record is from the annotation of a GenBank genome assembly. Lineage: Eukaryota; Metazoa; Arthropoda; Insecta; Lepidoptera; Nymphalidae.